AUGCUUCCAUCGGCGAGCGAGUCCCUGCUUGGCGCGCCGGCGCUCGCACCCGGCGCUGCCGCCCCGGCCCUCACGCUCAAGGCCGUCACAGCCGGCGUCGUGGUCGGCACGCUCAAUGCCUUCCUCCUCCUUUACUACGGCCUCAAGACGGGCGUGUUUCCCGCGCUCAACCUCUCUGCCGGCCUCGGAAGUUACCUGCUGUGCCGCACCUCGGUCCGCCUGUUCGGAGGAACGUUCACCGAGCAGGAGAAUGCGGUGGCGCAGACCGCGGCGACGGCGACGGCGAGCCUGGCGGCCCUCGGCUUCAACUCUGGAUUGCUGGCCAUGUCCAUCAAAAGCUACGAGGUGACGGGCGGAGCCAGGCUGGAGGGGAAUGCGGUCGGGCCGGGCAACACUGCCGAGCUGACCUUCCCCACCUGCGUGAUGUGGUGUGUCGCGGUCGGCCUGUUCGGCUCCUUCGUCGCGUGGCCGCUGAAGGACUCGAUGAUUGUGCGUCAGCGCCUCACCUAUCCAAGCGGCACCUGCGCGGCCCUCAUCAUCCGCUCGCUGCACGAGACUAGUGGCGAGGCCGCCUCCAACGGCCGCACCUCGCUUCGGGCUUUUGGCCUCGCCUAUGCGCUGCAGAUGUACCUCUGGUGCUUCGAGGGAAUCCAAUCCUGGCCCGUCUUUGGCCUUUCCGCCGCCGAGUUUGGCUGGACAUUCGAUUGGGACGUGUCGCAGCCGGCGCUUGGGAUCAUGCUCGGCGGCCGUGUCAACUACAGCAUCCUCCUGGGCGCGGUACUGGCAUACGGCGUCUUCACGCCCUACCUGGUGCAGGUGCGCAGCGGGGACUGCGAGGCGUGGAUCGGCGGCAGCGACGAGGCCUGCCCCUACUGGUUUGACGACGAGGCGGCGCCGUCCGUCUACGUCGGCUCGUUCGGCUACAUCGUGUUCACUGGCCUCGGUAUCAUGCUCGCGGACGGCUGCUACUCCAUCUGCGAGUUAGUGCGCAUGCUAGCACACGAGGCAACCAGCAAGGCGACGCGCCCCGCCGGCCCCGAGCCCUCGGCCGCGACGAAGGCGCUCGACCGGCUCUUCCUUGAUGACCGCGCGCUGCCGGCCUGGACGUCGCCGAUGGGAUACCUGGCCUUUGGGGCGGGCUGCGUAGCCAUCAUGCAACUCGCCUUCCAAGUCCAGUGGUAUCAGACGGUGACCGCCAUCGCCAUCAUCCCCGUGUUUGCCGUCGCAAUCAUGCAGGCCGUCGGACUGGCCGACUGGAACAUGUGCGCUUCCUUCGGGAAGCUGCUCAUGUUCGCGUUCGGCGCGUGGAACCGGUCGUCGGGAGAGAUUAUACCCUCCCUCGCGCUCUGUAUGGUCACCAUCGGAGGGUGCGGCGCCGCCGCCGACCUCAUGUCCGACUUCAAGACGGGGUACAUGGUGGGUGCCAAGCCGUCGCAGAUGUUUUACGCGCAGCUCAUCGGCGCCUCCUUUGGCUGCGUGAUCGUGCCCGCCUGUUUCGCCGUCCUGAACGCGGCGUUCGAGAUCCCCUCGCUGGACGGCCCGCUCAAGGCCGUCUUUGCGCCCAUCUACCGCGUGCUCGCAGUCGUCACCACCACCGGCGGCGGAGAGCUUCCGCGGCACAUAUUUGCGUGGAUGUUUGCGGGCGCGGCGCUCGCGCUCGCCCUUAGCGUGGCCAACGCGCUGCUCGAGGCGCGCGGGUGGCGCGAGACGCACCCCGCCCUAACCAGCCUCGUGCCGCUGCCCAUGUGCGUGGGCAUCGGCAUGCUGAUCCCCGCGGCCUCAUCGAUGGAGAUGGCUCUCGGCGGACUGGUUGCCGCCUGGCUGGAGCGGCGCAGCCCCAGCCUGGCGAGCCGGAGACCGUUUGUGGCCGCGGGGCUCAUCGCGGGAGGCGGGCUGGCGGCGCUCACACAGGUGAUCAUCAAGCUCGCCGGAGGCACGCCCCCGAUGGUGGUGCACUUUGGAGCGUUCCAAAAGCCGAUGCCCGAGCCUGGCCACAAGGACGACACCGCGACGCGCGCGGUGGCCGACUUCCUGCGCAACGAGAAGGGCAGCGGCCUCCGCACCAAGGAGGCCGUGCAGUACGAAAAGCGCGUCGAGUACUUCAAGGGCGCCAAGCUCAUCGACGCCCUCGUCGGCCCAAAGUACACGGGCAAGGUUGCAAAGGAGUCUCCAGUCAAGUCUCGCGCCGAGGCGGCAAAGAUUGGCCAGACGCUGCUCAGCCAGGGGUACUUCCACCGCUCUCAGCGCGUGGCGCACGCGCAUUCGCGGCGGUGGGAGCUUGAGAUGACGAACGGCCCCUUCGAGGAGGACGGGCUGUACACGUGGGUGUACGAGGGCUCCAAGACGAAGCUCUACCUGCUGACGGGGCUGCUGCUGCUUGGCGCGCUGGGGAUGUGCAUGAUCCAGGCGGGCGUGCGGCCGCCUGUCACUCCCAUCCUCUUCGCUCUCCUCUUCCUCGCCAUCUGGCCCCUCUGGAUGAAGAUCGGGGUGUGGUGGUGCAGCGUGACCUUCCUCACCACCUUUGGCGUGCUCUGCGUCGUUCGGCUCGGCCUCUUCAUCCUGAUGUGGAUCGUCGGCUUCCGCGGCAUCUGGUUUGGGAUGGUGAACAUCUUCAUCAUCUUUGGGCUGGGCGGGCUCUGGUGUAUGUCGAUGGGCUUUUUCGACGGCGAGAACGUGCCCGAUUUCGUCGCCAAGCGCGACGACCUGCAGUACUACUUCAAGGGCUUAGCUGCGCCCGAGGUUGCAAACGAGACGGCCGACGGCGACGGCCGCGACCCCUUCGCGGCGCCAGAGGAGGACGGCAGGGGACGGUUCUGACGCUGUCCUCCCACGCGCCCUCGUCGCUUCUCUCUCCCCUCUCGCCACCUCACAGCUCUAGACCUCACGUCUCGCACUAGCCGCGGCCCUUUUUGCAGGCGCGCCUCGCCGCUCUUAUCUCCGCCAUAUCAUGCGCCCCUUUUGACCGGGGCCGCGGCGCCGCGCUCUAGCCGUUAGCCAUGUGUGGGAGCACACCGCGCCGGUGUUCGGUGGGAGGUUUGUGUACAAAGUCGAGUGUACCGUC
Messenger RNA from Emiliania huxleyi CCMP1516, 3061 nucleotides. RefSeq lists its product as hypothetical. Gene Ontology annotation, cellular component: membrane. The coding region runs from base 1 to 2817 and encodes 938 amino acids. NCBI's taxonomy places the organism in Eukaryota, Haptophyta, Isochrysidales, Noelaerhabdaceae. The record is from RefSeq and is a predicted model, not a curated record. Gene Ontology annotation, molecular function: oligopeptide transmembrane transporter activity. The transcript has 7 exons.